This is a messenger RNA of Moneuplotes crassus, 12769 nucleotides long. The record is from the annotation of a GenBank genome assembly. NCBI's taxonomy places the organism in Eukaryota, Ciliophora, Spirotrichea, Euplotida, Euplotidae.
CAGCCGAAGAGUAAGAGACCUUAGUGUUGGGGUUCAGGAAGGGUGUUGGAUUAGGGUAUCUGUGGUUUAGUGGGGUUAGGUGGUGGCUAUGAGGUAGAAGACACUGCUUUAGAGGUAUAAAUCGGAUUCUAGCAAUAGAAUUCUCCAAUUUAGUACAUCUAAUGGUAAAAGAUUGGAAGAUCUACUGACAAGAGAUUUCUAACGAUUAAUUUUAGCAAAGCUUACUAGUUUCAACUGAUCUUUUUCAAAAACAAAAUGUUAUUGAAGAUAUACAAGAAAACAAUGAGGAGCAAGAUGAAUCUCAGUUUUUAUAUAAGAUCCCUGAAGACCAAGUCUAUAUCAACGAAGAGGAAGAUAUGGUAUUUCCCUUGAGCCAGAGUACAGUGGAUGGAAAUACUACUAGACCGCUAAGAUGGAUAUGUUGUUCUAAGACCCUCUCAAAUUUUAAAAUAAGGAGAAGAACAGUGAGAUUUCUCCUGAUGUUCAACAUACUCAUCUUGGUGAUCGCAUUCUUAGUGGUAUCAUUUAUUGAUGCAAGCAAGGAGUGGCCUUACAGAACUGGAUAUUUCGCAAAUAAGCUGUCAAGUGACACUUUCCCUUCUUCCAGCGUUAAUUCAAUCAAGAUAAACAACAGAGACUGUAUUACUUACAUCUUGGAAAAUAAGGAUUCAGAUGAAAUUCAAAUUGAUACAAGUUCUGAAAGAUCUACAAAUAUCGACAACAUUUUAGAAGGCUCUGAGCUUUCCAUAAAGGUACAUUCAGAGCAUCCAUACCUACAAUGAUAUACUAAGAUAAAGAUCCCUGGAGGCAAAUCUUUAUCAGCAAUAGCUAUUGAGUUUUCUUCUAAAUCUAGUGAAAAUAUCCUCCUGUAUGAUUAUAAAGAUAACAGCAUUUGGUCAUCUCCACUUGUAAUAAAUGAUCUAUCUAUCGCUAUUGAUGACUCCAACCCGAAUAUCUUCUUCAAGAAUGAGCAUGAAAUCACGAACAUGAGGGUUACAGGAGCUUAUUGAGUCUGAGACUUUCAGAAACUCAAAAUUAAAACAAUGGAUUUUCAAGUUGUCUUUGGAAGUUUAAAUAUUCUUCAAAAUAAAAUUUAUUCAGAGAACAAAAUUACAGUCAAAACUCCCCAUGGAACCCACUGUGUUGCUGGACAAACAAUCAAUACAGUUGACACUUCUUGUCCUAAUCAAGCUACAAGAGACGAAGGAAUCAACAGCACCAUUAUCGAUACAUCCACUUACUGUCAGUCAGAACUCUAUGUAUGCUCUAAUUCUUCAUCUUCUUGUCCGUCAUCGGGAACUCCGAUUUCUUCUGGCCAGGGAAACUUCAAAUUGAGCCUAGAUGAUGGUCCAAUCCAAUUUCUCAUAGACUCUUCUCCAACCCCUGCUAGCUCAACGUAUGCUCCUAAAUUUGACACUUUUGCAGUCACCUCCCAGAACAGAUUACUUGAGAACAGAGAGGAAUUCAGUGGAAAUCCAAAAGACCCAAGAAUGUACAUAUAUGAAAUAAUGAGCCCUAAUCUUGCUCAAACCUGGGUUCAUAUUUUCUUAAAACAAUAUCUGCAGGCUAGAGUAUGGUUGAUCUCUAUUCUUUCUUUGAAUUUCUUGACUCCUACCACAUUCAAAUAUUCUCUGAUUCACAUCCCUAAUGCUACAUGUCCAAAUGCUGCUUCAGGUUCGAUAGUGUCAAGCACUCGUAUCUCAUCCCAACUGAAACUUCGGAGCUUUAUUGAAGGAAAACAUGUGAUAGCAGAGAGAGCUUCAGAUAACUACUAUUCAUACGAUAUUACCUCUGAUAAUAGGUUCGAGAAAGAAAAAAUUUCAUUCCUUGAUGGUAAUAUCUUCAUAGGGAUCUGUCUGGCCAUGAUGUUAGUUGCAACUAUCUUCCUUGUCAUACUUGUCUUCUUAAUGGUAGCCAAACUUAAGACUGGACUUGAGAAGAGAUAUCACAAACAGUUACAGAGAGCAAGAACUUUCUCUAAAGCCAAACAAAGCCAUGCAAAUGAUGGAUAUAACUUUAAAGUAAAAGAGAAUACUGACAAGAGGAUGAGGAAGCCUACUAAAGUGCUUAGGAUAGGCUGCUUCAGUAGUGAUAUAAUUGAGAGAUAUGAAAUCAGAGAUGAUUCAUUCGAAGAGACUAUUAGACAGAGAAUUGAAGCUGAACAAAUGAUCCAACUAUCCUUUUUCAAAGCACUCAAUUUGGAGGUUGAUGGCUACUUUAGAAAGAGGAGAAAUUCCUUCAAAGAUUUUCUCAAUUAUAUCGAACCUGAUGAGCAAUAUUUUAAUGACAAAAAGGAAAAUAAUCCGGAAGAUAUCAAGUCAGUAUCAGUCAGAUUAGAUUUCCUCCACUCACAUUACCUUGAUUUUUGCACUAGGCAUGGGCUAAAAGAGAGAAUUAUAUCUGAAGAGAAAGCAGUCCUUGACUAUUUUGAUCUUAAAAUUCAAGCGAUAAAAUCUUCUGCUACAUCAGCAUACACCAAGAUCAGAUGGAAGACUUUCUUUGAGAAAGAAAAGCAUGAACAGACUAAGAAAAUCAAGGGAGAUACUGUCCAGAGCGUCAGUGAGCUAAAUGCUAGAAGAACUUUCAUAAAUUUCAACUGUGUAGCUAGUAGACUCGACUCAGAUUAUAUAUUGCAAGAAGAUCUGAUCGAGAGAUACAAAGAGUAUUGCCAAGAAAAUAAGAUUGACCCCGUUUCUGCUGGAAGUAUUCUGACUUGACAAGAACUGCUUGAUUUUGGUGCAGUCCAUAAAGAAGAUUUUAAGGUUCCUCACAUGAUUGGGAUCACAAAAGUUCCAAUUGAUAUACUCAAGAUGAACAUUCGAAACUCUUCAGAUCACAAAGAUACUAAUUUCCUUCCUGGGUUCAUUAGAAGGAAAGAAAGACAUACUUCUAUCUUUGAUAUUCCGAUUCGUGGUGGAGGAGUUUAUAGUAUCUUCAAAGGAAAUUCUUCAAGAGCGAGUCUUGGAAGAAACUUGUUCCAAGUAAUAUUCUCUUUGGCAUUCUUAUUUGGAGUUCCACUAACAUUUCUAUUUUGUGUAAUCUGGUCUCUACAACAGUUUAACAAGAUUGAGAGUGAUAUUUAUGCACCUAAUUUUGAUAUCAUCGAUAUAUUCUAUGCAAGUUCAACAGACAAUUGGUUCGAUCACUUAGGAUUGUACUGGGUAUUCUACUUAUUCCUCUCUCUUGGAAUACUUUUUAUUGUCACUGGUCUAGCUGAGAUGAUCUGCUUUAUUGCUACAGAUGGGUCAGACACUGGAAGAUAUCCAGUUAUUAAGACUAUUCCAAGAUGGAUAAUCUCGACACUAUUCUGGAUAAUGCUUUGCCUCUAUAUUGGAAUUUACGUGGCAUACUAUGGAGUUAUCUUGCUAUGGUGCAUCCUAGGAGCUAUCUUGAGCCCUCAAAAAUUUCUACCAUUAGCAUCAGGUGCAGGUGUCAUCAUUGGCUGUGUUGUCUUCUUCUACACAACUAUAAAUAAGAUAAACAACAUUCUUGAUGACAUAGUUACAAAAGUUAUUGAAGAGCAGCUCCAGAUUACACUUGUUAACAGUCUUAACAAUAAUGAAAGAAUUUCAAAAAUUGUAGAUACUGUAGAUGAUCUUCCUCAAGCAACCUUUAAUACUGCAGUAAAUGUAUUUUUGUCAAUUAAUAACCUUGAAAAGGUGGAUAGAGAAGUCACUGACAAAAUCCUUACUGGCAAUGUAAGAGCGCUAGCAAGUGUUCUCCAAACAAGCUUUAUGAUACCGUCAGAAAUCUCCCAAGGAAUUAUUGGAAUGCUCCUUAACGAUCCUCUCCUAAUUAUUAACUCUGUACAAACAUAUGCAAUUAAAAAUGGGAUAAAAGAGACAUACUUUGUUGAUCUUGCAGAUUUCCUGUACUACACUACCAAUACUAAGAUUAAGAAUCGGAAGGAAACUGCUAAGAAAAUAGCUCAAAUUUCAAAGAAGAUUCUAAAGAAAAUAUCACCUUCAUUUGAUUGCGAUGUCAUUGAUAUUAUUAUAAAGAUUGCCUUUGAGAAUGAUCUCACUCCUUUCAAAGAGAUCCUAGAGGCAGAAAAUCUUCCUGUAGAGAUCCUCUACAUUUGAAUUGGAGUCAGUAACAAAGACAAAAUUGAAAUACAAGAAAAUAUUCUGAAACUUGCGAAAAGAUUUUUCCCUAAAAGAUUGUAUAAGCUGUAUUACGGACUUAACAAACUUGCUAUAAAGAACAUAUAUGGCAAGAAUGACUUUAUUGAAAAGGCGUUAUCUAUAUCCCCCUGCAUCUCCAUUGAGCUCAUCUUUGCUUUAUUCAGUCAAAAUGAAGAGACUGCGAGGUAUGCAAUGCUCAAAGGAAUAGAUAAAUUCUGUAAAGUACAGGGAUAUAACAUUGAUACUCAGAUGCUCAAAAACCUAUACCUUGGCUUAAGUGCCAUCAUUAGCUCUGAUAAGGUAGAUCUGCACUCGCUUGCAGUAAACUCUACCUACAACUUUCCUCUCAAUGAAGUAGGCUUGCUUUAUAGGGCUUCUCAAGGGGAUAGAGCAGCUAUCACUUUUAUCUGUGAUCAUUUAAGAAUUGGAGAGAAUAGCAACAUUCUUCGUGAAAUUGCUGGAAUAUUCUGAGGUGAAGAAAUUAAUCUUAAGGAAAUAUGUGCAAAGCUAAGCCUCCCAUUAAAGCCAGUGAACCAGUUCAUGAUCCUUGCUCUUUCCUGUAAUGAUCUUAUUUCAAGACUCUCAAAUAUGGAUACUGAAAACAUAGCCUACUUUUAUACCCAAACAAAGCAGAUAAAAGACUCAAUUGUAAUACUUGGUGAUCUUCUGAGUGGUUAUCAACAAAUAUUAUAUGCCAUGGAUAUGAUAAAGGUUAAAUUCAACAGAAUAGAAACAAAGAUAGGUGAUAUUGUCCACAGAAUCAAUAAAAUACGCAAGGAAGAAUUCGAAAUGAGCAUGUCUUAUUAUAAAAUUGAACAACUUAUUGAAGAAAUCAGAGAACUUGUUGAUAUGUUCACCAAUAUCUUUUUAGACAAGAUAACCGCAAGUAGCACAAUAAUAUCAGAUUUUUCUGCUGAUAAUAUAAAGAAAGAUUAUUUACUCUCUUUAGUAAAUGUCGCAAUGUUCAUAUCAAAUUGCAAUGAUAAAGAACUGAUGUUCAAGUCCCUGAAGACUGAUACUUACAAUAACUCAAUAAAAAUUAUUUCUUAUGUCAUUGGGGUCGAUCCUGACAAGCUUCACUUCAUUGUGGAUCUUUUUACAAGAGAGCCUUCUCAAAUCUUUAGAUUUGAAGAUAAAAUUCCUUCGAUCAAUCCUAGCAAACUUAAAAUAAACGGUAAUAUUUCUAAAGCUAGGCUCAACAUGAUAUCAGAAGUGUUUAGUAUUCCAAUCGAAACAGUCAGAAAAAUGGGUGCUCUAUGGGCUUAUUCCCAAACAAUGAUAAAUACUACCACUUACAAGACAGUUUUUAACGGAGUGAAAGAGAGCUUCAUCACAAUUAUGGGCAAGGACAUCCUCAAAGUAGAUACUGGAUUUCUUCAAUUGAUCCUUAACAUGAAAACAUCCUUCGAUAGUGGAGAAGCAAGUGACUACUUCUUGUCUAGUAUGAGAGACUUUCUCUCAACGUUAAUAGACAAGACAUCUUCCGUCUUCCUUGAUCAAGAAAAGUUCAACGAAUUGAAUAUAAAUCUCGAUACAAUAUGGCAAUGGGAUACCCUCGUUGGAAAGUCUUUCCUUAGUUCAUAUAAAAAGGAAUUGGAAAACAGCUCUGAAGAAGUUCAGAAGAUUAUGAAUUCUCAAGUCAAUCUGCCAAAGAAGGAUCUUAAGAACAUUUUUGAUAUAUUAAAGAGGUUCACAAGAGUAAUUAUUACAAAAGACUUAUCUUCCAUAAGCAAAGGUAUUAACUCAAAGCCGAUUCAAAUGUUAUUCCAGGACAUCACUCCAUUGUUUGAUGAGAAGUAUAUCGACUGAAUCCUAACCUUGAACAUGAUAUAUUCUUACUCUAAUAAACUUAGAACGAGGAAGUAUAGAAGCAUCAGAAGGAUAUUUAUUCCUGCUAUCCUUCUAUUCAACAAGAACGUUCUGAAAGAGGCGUUUAUGAAGUUGCCUCCCAGAAACUCCCUGUUCAAGAACUUGACAGCAAAGUUGAAGAAACUUGUCAAAAAGCCUGAAGUAUUGAAUGAGCUUGAAGUAUCAAUGGAAAAUAUGUACCAGUGCCUCUUUGAAGCUGGCUUCUUUGAUAGACUUUGUGCUAAGCUAUUCAAAAAGGACAAAGAAAGUUUCCUUAUAGAUAUUGACCACAAAAGACUUAUUAGAUUGUGGCUACAUCUUAGCAGUGAUUAUCAAAGCAGAGAUAAAAUUAUUAAUAAUUUCCUUAAGCUAGGGGAACUUGGCACAAAAGAUGACCUCAAAGUAUUUUUCUCCCUUGUUAGAAACGAUAGCACUUAUGAGAAAUUGCUACAGAAGUUCUUUAAAGAUAUAGGAAUGCCUUCAAAAUUAGGACUAAAUCUCCUCAGAGUUCUUGAUGUUGAGAAUGUUAAUAUUUGAUAUAAAGCUGCAUUUAACCUCCUAGAUAAUGAAUGUACUAGUCCUCAAUCAAUUGCUGCCUUUAUUUCUUGUUUCAAAGGAGAUAUUUCCAAUAUACAAAUAUUGUCUGAUCAACUAGACUUGGAUUCACAUUUCGCAUCAAUAGUGUUUCCUCUGGCUAUGAAGAACACAAAAGUUGACUAUAAGUUACUGUGUAAGAAAUUGAGUACUGAUAGAAUUACCCUCGUAACAUUAAUCAGCAAGAUUGCAUGCGGGGAGACAGACCUAUUAUUGAGACUGACAGACAGCAGCAAUACUUUUGACGAAUCUCGUUUCUUAGUAAACCAAGAGAAAUUACAGCUAAUAAAUGCAGUGUUAGUUUUAAUUAAACAAGUUGUUAACAGUAGAAAAAGUCAGAGCAAGCUUAACUUAAAAGCAGUCUUAAAUAGUUGCUCAGUAAUCUCUUCUACAAUUGAAAACAAUCUUCUCUAUUACAAACAAAAAAGAAAGAUUUUCCAAGCCGAAGAAGAUCAGUUUGGUGAUGAGGGCAAUUUAUUCAGAAACAUCAUAAAUGAAACAGUGGCUAAUGAAGGAGGAGAAGAGGAGCUUAACACCAAAAAUCUUGAAAUUCCUGGAAAGACUGCAAAAGUUAGCCCUACAGAAGAAAACAAAGAGGAUCAUCAGACAUUUCAUGCAGACUCAGAGACAAAUCUCCUCCAUCGUGAUCUGCAUGAUGAUUCUCCUCUACAAGAGCCUGAACAAAAAGAAGAUUCUAAAAAAAAAUCAAAACUUAAUUUCUCAAAGCUAGUCGAAAGAUUAGUAUUAUUUAGUCUGGGUGAUACCUUUGCUGCAGAAGAAAUCCUUGAGACUUUAAAAAGUCAUUACAAAAGAAAGAGAAAAUACAAAACUGAUUUUAUCUAUACUAUUGAAGACCUCAAAAAGUUCCCAGAGAUGAUGAUAGAAAGAAAAAGGAGAAAAAUGGUUAAGGAAGUAUGGUCCCUUAACAACAAAAAUGAUCAGAAAGUCACAUUGAAAUCAAUAGUUAAGAAGAAAAUAGAGAGAGACCAAGAAACACAGCCCGUCCCUCUUGGUUCUGCUCAAAGGAUAAACUCAUAUGUUAGAAUGAUAAACAAAGAUAAGGUCUAUCAAUACUUGUGAUACAUCUGGAAUCAAGAAACGAAGAAUCUGUUAAAUCAAAACUCUACAGAAAAGACUGAGCCAGCAGAUGAGCUUCAAGAUGAGACAUUGAAAGUCAUUCGUGAAAACAAUCUCACUGCUUUACAUUGACCAUUUGUUUCUUACGGAUAUCAACCCAAAGAUCAACCUUAUUAUGAAUGAGAGAUUAAAGAUUCUGAAACUCCAAUCGAUUUAUGCUUACUAUGUGCUCAUAAAUGACAGCAUGGAGUUAUCACGAAAAUGGUUCCUAAGAAAGGUCCCAGUGUAUGAAAGUGUGGGCAAACAAAUGAGAUCAGAGCUAAGCUUAAAAGCAGCAUAAUCCUAACAAAAAUUACUCCAUUCAAAAGUCCUUUGAACAAGUGAAGAUGUGAUCAAUUCACAGAGAUCCCAGAUCCAGAACAAAGAAUAGAGCAAGAUAUGGAAGAUGAUAUCGACGAGCAAGAUAACAUUGAAGAAAAUAUUGACGAAGGAGACUUAUCAGGCUUAGCUGGAGGUAAUAAUGACAAAUCCAACUUCAAACGAGACGUGGUGACUGAAAAAGAGAAACCUUUAGAUAAAACUCCAAAGUCGAAGAAAGAACUUAAAGGUUUCUUAAUCAACUUCAAAGAACUUUCCAAAAGGCUAGUUGCUACCAUGGACAAUGGCAAUUCUCAAUUUUACAGAGAAAGGUCUACCCCUAAAGAAGAAACCAAAAUUCCAGUUGGCGCCAUCAGCUCAGAUGAGCACGAAGGUGGUUCUGGGGAAGAUGAAUUAGAUGAGCCUAUUGCAGAGACUAUCAGAGAUCCAAGAGAUAGAAGUGCUAGGUCAAACAAUAAUCUUAAUGAUGAGCAGGAAGAAUCAAAGGAGCUAAGUCGAAGUUACUCUGUGCCUAGACCAAUUAGCUCUAGUCCUCAGGAUAGAGAAGAGUCGCCAGAACACUCUUCUGAAGAAGGUUUAGCUCGUGAGCAAAAAUCUAGCUUUAAAGGAUUGUUCGGUCUCCCUAGUACUUUCCAGCAGAAAGAAGCUCCUUUAAAGCAAAAGAAAGAUGAAUCAAAGCUUCCUCCAAUCUUUCCCUCAAGAGAGAGGUUUAUGACAGAGCCUACUGUAGAGUAUGAUCUUUCUGACUUAAGGAAAGAAGUUCAAAUUGUCAUUCUCAAAGGAACUAAAGAAAAAACAACUGAGACAAAUAUUAAUGUAUUUUUAGAUAAAAACGAGGAAGAAGAACUUAUAUGCAUUAACAAAGAUACUAAAAUUAUUGAUAAAAAAGCAACCGAGCAGGUCCAAGAGGAUCAAAGAGAACUUUCAAAGCUUCAAUUCUUAGAAAAAUAUGGCAAAGAAUCACAGUUGGUUGUCUACAAGGAUGAAAGGAAGAAGUUGAAACCAAUAAGAAAUCAUUUCUCCUCCACUUCAUUUGGGCGAAACCCGAAUGCACCGAUCGAUAGAAUCCCAUCUGAGUCUACAGAGCCAAUGCAGCCAACUACUGGAGGAAGAGUCUUUCUAAAUUUAUUCAACCGAAAUGAAGAUAAAUCAGAGGAUCAAGAAUCGUCAGAGGAAGAACCUCAGAAAAUUGAAAGAAUUGACAGUUCAAUCAAGAAUCCUUAUUUUAAUAAAACGUCUAAAUCUUCUGAAAACACUGCAGGAAGGAUAUUAAAAGGAUUUAUUGGAAACCAAGAACUAUCAUCAUCAUCUUCGGAAGAUAGCUCUGAAACAGAAACAGCGACUAUUGAUAACCUUGGGUCUACUGGAACUAAAUCCAAAUUUGAACUAGAACCAAAAACUAAAUAAAGUCAGCCUAAAAUUUGAUGAUGACAAAGACAAUAUUUCAAAUGAAUCUAUAGAUGAGCAAGAGAUGGAUAUUAUUGAUAGAUUCCUCAAAGACCUUAUUGAUGCUCAUCGCUUGCCAGGUGAUAUUUCAACUCAAGACCUUUACGUAUUUGAUGAAAGCCAGGAUAAGGUAACUCAUCUUUUCGAACUUCUCUGUCAAGGAGAACUAUCACCUGGUCUUAUAAAAUUUCUGACAGUCAAGAAAACAGAAGAUUCAGACUUAUUUUACUGAGAGAACCCCGCAGAAAGUACUGAUGACUCUAAAAGUUACAGUUUGAUUCUGUCAAUUCUAUCAUUAGUUGAUGGAGACUACACUAACUUCUACAGGCAUUGCGACAUGUUAGUCAAUACAAUUUCAAAUCAGCCUGACAGGAAAAAUGAUAAGAGGAAAGAAAUAGCUUUAACUGUUAUGGCACUUAUCCACGGAAUCCCAUUUGAGCCUGACCUAAAAAUCGAACAGGAUAUUGAUCAAUUGCUCUUGGAUUACUUCUCUAAGUUAUUUAAAACCAAAGCUGAGACUGCCAUUGAUCUCCAUACACUUUUAUCAAGGAACCAGUACGAGCUGUAUCAAUUUUUCAAAGACAUGUCUGACUUUGAUCCUAAUCUUGAAUACGACAAAAAUAUAAUUCAUCUGAGAAAGAAAAUGUACAGAAUGAUUUACUUCAAGUUCAACUUUGAUCAGGAGUCAUUUGAAUGGUUCAAGACUCUAAGUUGUCUAAUCCUAGGAGACAUAGAAAGAAUCGAAUUCAUUGCUGGGGAGUUUGACCUCUCCCCCGCUUCAAUGGAUCUCCUCAAAGCGAUCACAACACUUAAAAUAGAAGAAAUGGGUCCUUUAUUUAAUUUGAUUCAGAAAAGAACCAAAAACGAAAUCAGUGUUGAAAUUCAAAAAAUGUAUACAAAUAUCCUCAGGUCUGAUAUUGGAGCUACUUUCAUGUUGAUGUUUGGCGAUAAAAAUUCUUCUGAGAAAAUCUUUAAGAAACUUUCAAGCUACACAAAGAUAUUUGAGAUGAUUAUUAGUACGACACAUUGCUCACAGGAAGAAAUCGCUAGUGUUCUCGGCAUCAGUAAAAAGCUCAAAAAAGCAAAAGUACUGCUUCUCUCAAAAGAUUUCCUCAAAAAUUUAAUGCAAUUGAUGAAAGGAGAGCUUGCAUAUGGGAAAAUCAGAAAGGUUAUGUACUCUCUUUUAGACCUUGCUGGUCAGGAAAAACUAGCUAAAUUUAUUCAAACCCACAACCAACAUGUAAAACUGUAUGAUAGCCUUGGAGGUGCACUAAAUGGCAAUAUUCACGACUUCGGAUAUCUUUGAGACUUCUUAUUCUCAGGAGGCAGAUCCUGGAUCUGUUCAUUCCUGACUGCAAUGGCAUCUAAAAGCUCAAUCUUCUGCUUUAAAGAGAGCAACCUUGCAUUGGAGCAUACAAAAGAAAUUAUAGAUAUACAUGUAAAAGCUCUUUUCCAAGGAAUGCUAGGAAUAGAUUUUGGAGAAAUUGCGAACAAAGAGAUUGUAGAAGUCUUCAGCUAUAUUUUUGUAGCAACUCUUUGCAGGAAGAACAAUGAUAUUACUGGGAUGAUCAAUAUUAUUCAAAAGAUUAUAGACCUUGGAAUUAUUGACUCAAAUCUACUCAAGACUUUAAAGAACAUUAUUGAAGGGAAUGUAAUUGAUGAGAUAGGUGAUAUGAUCAAGCUCUGAAUUCCAAGAAUUAAGAAGGAAGUCAGCAGAAUUGAAGGAAUUAACCCUAGUGAUUUAAAGACACUUGAUUUCUUAAGAAAUCAUGAUCUUUAUGUAAUAAUCAAUACAGAGACAUUGAAGCCAGAGUUAUUAGUUUCUAAUCAAUACAAGAAAAAGAACCUCCCUGCAGUAGUGAAACUAGAAGACUCUGAUGUUGUUUUAUCAAACGCUUCCCUAAUUUUUGAAUACCUAUUAAACAUCUCUCUUCGGAAGCCCCUUUCUAUUAUGAAUUUCACUUCUAAAAUCUUGUUGCCAAUGUUCCACAACAAUCCUACCUUAAAAAUAGCAUCUGCUUGCUUCCAAACUAUCAUGAACAAAAGACCAUUCACAACUAAAGAAAUUAUGAAUCUCGGCAAGAUCAUUAGCCAAGCUUUCAUUAAGAUGAAGCAGGGAGAUCAGAAACUAAAUCAAUUAGGAAACUUUUUGAACAUAGCAGGAGAUUCUGCAUCAAACCUUAAACGCCAAUUUAAUGCAACAGCAAUGAAACAACUUGGAGGAAUCACAAUGAAAUACCAAGAUGUUGAGAAAAUGUACGAUCCUAAUUGAUUCACCCUCCUUUGUCUUUUGAUGGAAUUCAUCGACCCUGACAUUCAAAUUAAAAGGAUCAGUGAGAUAUUAGUGGAAAUUGCAGAAAUUAUUUCUAAAAUAAUAGAAGAUAAGACUGGUUCUACUCCUGAAGCCAUCCCCAUGAUGAUUAAUAUAAUGAAGUUCAUUUAUGCGCUGAGCAAGAAAGAGUUCUCUGCUAUCCCUGAAAUUGGGAGUUCUCUAGUAGAUUCUAAUUCUAAUAUGCAGAAAAUAAUUUCUGAGUUCUUUGGGAUCCUAAGGAAGUACAAAAGUAAUAUAUUCACAUCAGAGCGUUAUAAUACUCCUGAAGUAUCUUCAUUUGUCGAAGACUCAUUCUUCUUUGCUCAGAGACAGCUAAAAGAUCCAAACUUUAGUGUUAAAGGUAGCCUAACAGCAGUUUCGACUCAAGGUGCUAAGAUGGUAAAAGAAGUAGCAGAUGAUGUUAAAGAAAAUGUUAAAGAAAAAGCUACAGAGUUAGCUGAUUAUGUCAAAAACUCCUCGACUAGUUAUAUCAAAGAAGUUAUGUACAAAGAUCUCUUCAAAAUGUUUGACCUUGAUCAAAGUGGAAAUCUUUGCUUCGCUGAGUUCCAAGACUUAUCGAAAUACAUGGGGAUCCAGAUGGAUAACGAACGUGCAUUAAAGAUGUUUUCCAUUGCAGAUAAAGACAAAAAUAAUUCAAUUACUUUAGACGAAUUCCCUGUUGUGAUGGGUCUUUUAACAGAACAGAUUGCUAUAGAUACACUCAAGAACUUAGACUUAACCUCAAGAGAUCUAAUACUGUUUGCAGUGCUGACCUUGAGCUAUUUGGUUCUUGCUCUUUUGUUCAUCUUCUUUGGGAUAUUCACCUUCAGUAGAGCAGAUGGCUUCAAUGCUGUCAUUAACUCCAUUAUGCCUCUUAUCGCUGGUGCAAUAGCAGCAUUAAGGAGUCUUAACCUGAAAGAAAGAGUUGAUUCGGUCAAAGAAUACAUAGAAGACUUUAUUAGAAAAAUGAGAAGAAUCUAAACAGAUUAUU